Molecule: messenger RNA, 532 nt
Organism: Leptopilina heterotoma
Lineage: Eukaryota; Metazoa; Arthropoda; Insecta; Hymenoptera; Figitidae
Gene: UQCR-11
Product: cytochrome b-c1 complex subunit 6, mitochondrial
Exons: 2
Coding region: 146-415 (89 amino acids)
Biological process (GO): mitochondrial electron transport, ubiquinol to cytochrome c
Source: RefSeq, a predicted model, not a curated record
UGUAAAAAUUCGUCUGCUAAUUUGUAAGUGUGUUGGGUUGGAUAGAAAAAAAUAUCUAAAUUUUAGGAGGAAAAACGAUAAAAUAUAUCAGUGAAUAUUUAUUAAUAAGAAAAGGGGGAAAUAAUUCUACAAUUAUUUGUAAAAAAUGUCGUUUAUUCAAAGUUUCUUCGAGAGAAUUAUACCAGUAGUUAAGGCUGACGAUGGAGAUGAUGAACUCGUUGAUCCUCAGAAGGUUCUUCGUGAAACUUGUGGUCAACAAAAAAAAUGCAUUGAACUGCAAAAUCGAUUGAAUACAUGUAACGAUCGAGUGAAUUCACGUAAAAACACUGAGGAAACUUGUUUGGAGGAAAUAGUUGAUUUAGUCCAAUGUGUUGAUCAUUGCGUUGCAAAAACACUAUUUAGUAAAUUAAAAUAAUUCUCUAAAAAUUUCUCCAUUAAUUCACACUCGCAUGUAAACCAUAUUAGUUUAAAGCUACGAAAAAAAAGUCAAUGUUUUAAAUAUAUUACAGUUAAAUAAAAAUAAAAGUAAAUA